Molecule: messenger RNA, 876 nt
Organism: Anoplophora glabripennis (Asian longhorned beetle)
Lineage: Eukaryota; Metazoa; Arthropoda; Insecta; Coleoptera; Cerambycidae
Exons: 2
Coding region: 1-876 (291 amino acids)
Source: RefSeq, a predicted model, not a curated record
AUGCAUUCAUUAGUGCAGAAAUACCAUCCGCAAUUAGAACCAGAACUAUAUGAAAUAGUAACCUCUUUCAUGGUACACGGCCCUUGUGGAGAAUUAAACCCAGACUCCGUUUGUAUGGUGAAUGUCCAAUGUUCUAAAAAGUAUCCUAAAGAAUUCAGUGAACUUACAGCAAUAUCAGAAAAAGGGCAAGUCUCUUAUAAAAGACCAAACAACGGCAGAACUUUAACAGUUCGAUCUAAUAACAUAAACUGUAUUUUAGACAAUCGUUGGAUAGUUCCUUACAAUCCCUAUAUCCUAUUAAAGUAUAAAUGCCAUAUUAAUAUAGAGGCUUGCGCUACUACCCAAUGCGUUAAAUACCUUUAUAAAUACUUAUUUAAAGGUGUAGAUCUGGCAUUAGUUCGCAUUAACGUAGAAAAUCAAGCGAAUUAUAAUGAGGUAGAAAACUACUUGAACGCACGGUAUAUGACUCCUCCGGAGGCCUGUUGGCAUAUCAAUCAAUUUGAAACCCAUAAAAAUACCCACACCGUUUAUCGGCUUUGCGUUCAUCUACCUACCAGGCAAAUGGUUCGUUUCCAACCUGGAUUCGAAAUACAAGCAUUAGAAAAUAAUGAAAUUACCCAACUAACGGCAUGGUUUCUGUUAAAUCAGAAUGACCCCGACGCCCGACAAUAUCUGUACACCGACAUUCCAUAUCAUUACGUAUGGAAUAGUAGAACUAAACGGUGGACCCGUCGCCAAAGGGGUGCUAACAAAAUUGUAACACGAAUGUACUCUUUUCAGAUGCUCCGGCGCUUUGGGANGUUUGACAUUUCGAAAAUCGCUCUCAGAGUCAUAUACAGAACUUUAAUUUUGAUUCCACUCAUAAAUAUAGAUUAA